CUUCUCCAUAAACCUUCGCUGACCCUGCGCCUCUCCCAUUCCCACUCACCGUCCCCUAACCCUUUCCCUUCCCCCUUCCACCGAAUCGAGGGCGAUGGACAACCCCCACGCGUUUGAAGCCGCGCGCGCACAGGACCAAUACGACGAAAACGGCGAGCCGCCGCAGACCCAGCCGGAAAGCCAAGAAUACCACCACCACAUCCCGCUGCCCACCGCGGACGCCGUCCACUGGGGCGAAAUCGAGCCCGUCACCAGCCACGAGGCUCUCCCACGCGUCUCGUUCCCCAAAGCGCAGAAGGUCAUCACGAUUGGCCGGGGCGGACACAACAGCGUGCCGCUCCUGAGCCUCAAGAUCAGCUGGAAUCACGCGAACAUCCUCUGGAAUGGCGCCGAUGGAGAGGGGGCCGAGUUCACCGUAUACGACUUGUCGACGAACGGGACCUACAUUGGCACGGAGAAGAUCGGAAAAGGUCAAAGCCGCAGCUUGCGCAACGGGGAGCAGAUCUCGUUCUCGACCGCGCCGACGGGAGGCGGAGAGCGGGACCCGCGUACGGAUUUCCGAUUCAUGUUUCGCGAAUACGUCUCCGGCGUCGACUCAAUGCGCCCGGUGCUCAACACGUACAAGCAACUGAAGGUGCUCGGGUCUGGCGCGUUCGCUAUCGUAUACAAGGCGGAGCGGAAAGGCAGCCCCUUCCAGUGCGCGAUCAAACAUAUCCGCAAGGCCCAAGGGUAUUCUGCGGUCGACGCGCACGACUCGCGCAAGACGCUUCAUGACCGGGAGAUCAACAUCAUGAGGAAUUUGAAGCACCCCAAUAUCUGCAGCCUCAUCGAGUGCUUCUGGAAUGCCGACUCUUCUGUCGAUCUCGUCAUGGAGCUCAUCGAGGGCGGAGAUCUGCUGGAGGCUGUCAUCAACAACGGAGGACUUCCGGAAUGGCUGGUGCAGCGGAUCGCAUACCAAGUUACGGACGCGCUCCAGUAUAUGCACAGUUUGGGAGUCACUCAUCGUGACUUGAAGCCAGAGAACAUCCUUUUGACUCGGGAUCUCGUGGCCAAAGUUGCCGACUUCGGUUUGGCCAAGAUAGUGGACGAAGCCACCAUGCUCAGGACGAUGUGUGGGACGCCGGCCUAUCUCGCACCAGAAGUCGUCAUGCAAAUCAAAGGCAGCGGGUAUGAUAACAAGGUCGACAGCUGGAGUUUGGGCGUGAUCAUCUUUUCUUCAGUAACCAACGCUGUCCCCUUCAUCGAGGACGAAUCUUUGGACCUCAAACGUCGCAUCAUGGAGAGAACGCUCGACUGGGGCCUCCUCGAUCAACCGUUCUACGAUGAUCAGCCGCUUUCCGAAGACGCCAAGUCUUUCGUCCGAGCGCUCCUGGUGGUGAAUCCGGCGCAGCGGAUGGGCGCAGCGGAUGGGUUGCGCCAUCCCUGGCUACAGAGCUACGAAGCUCUCUCCCUGCCACCCACCAUUGGCAAGCCGACCUCGAGUCCCGAGAUCGGAUCCCGUAUCCCUGCAGAUGCGCAAUCGUACAUCUCGUUGGUGGAGUCCAAGUCGAGCUUCCUGGACGUCAAGCACGGCUUUGGGCACAUGCAGCUCAACGCUAGCAGCAGCAGCGUUGCUCCGGUCGACCGACCGGAUAGCGACGACCGGGAGGACACACCCGCCCCGGUAUCCGCCGUCGAGGACUCGAGACUCAAGAGCGGGCUGAUCCGGGGCAGCCAGGCCGUGCGGGAAGCGGCAGCGGCGGGCGUGUUCUUCGAGCCGCCGUCGGCCAUGGUCAGCUACUUCCAGUCGCUGUCGCUCGGCGCCAAGGAGGCCAGCACUCCCGCCGCCAACGGCAAGGGCAAAGGCAAGGGCAAACGGAUGCACGACGAGGCGGCGGCGCCGAUGAUCGAAGACGUGCUGGACAGCUCGCUGAGCAGCCUGGACUCGUCCCCACCCGAGCCGCUGCGGAAGAAGACGCGGAACAACGCUGGGAAGGUCGCGGAUGAUGCGUCGCCGACCAAGGCUCCUGCUCGGCCCAAGCGGGCAUCGGCUGCGGCUGGCAAGCCAGCUUCUAAUCGAAAAGGCCGCAAGGCCAAGGACGAGCCGGUUCCGGCCCCGGUCCCGACGCGAAGAUCUACGCGCAAGCGGUCAUAAUCUGUCUGUUUUUUCUAUACUUUUCUCUCUCUGUCUUGUACUGUGCACAUUGCUUCCUCCACUGCAUUACCACUCAUCGCUAUCACACGCAUGCUAUACACCACCUAGCCUAUCACUUGUUACUGUGUACUUGCCUGGGAUUUGUCUGUAACACAUUAUCAUUUGGUGGCACUUGCCAAGGCCCAACGAGGAUGACGAGAGGACCCUGAGGAGCACUGUUGACCAAUGCAGGCGAGGUAGGAGGGCGGACUCGCAGCUGACCCGCGC
Messenger RNA from Mycena citricolor, 2401 nucleotides. The record is from the annotation of a GenBank genome assembly. NCBI's taxonomy places the organism in Eukaryota, Fungi, Basidiomycota, Agaricomycetes, Agaricales, Mycenaceae.